AAAACGUUCCUCUGCUGUAAAGGACUGUUUGUAUUGCAUGCCGGCCUAAUGUAAAUAUAUUGCAUGGUACUCUCUCCCUGCUGCUCUGGAGUUGCCAUUAUGACAGGAAAAAAAUUCCACACUUUCACAAAGGAGAAAGGAGUGAAAGAGUAAAAGUGACCCAAGAGAACUAAGGAGGAAAUCCUGGGGAGUGUGGAGCCUAAGGGAGGUGCAGGGUAGACAAGACAGAGGCUGGCCCUGGUUUUUACAUGUGCAGAAGUUGAACUGCGUGAGGGCCCACAUGAUCACCACAUCGAGGGUACCCGCUGAUAAAUCGGUCCGAAUAGCCUUUAGCCUCAAUGAUUCCACGGAGUUGAACGAUCCUGACAACUCAUUUCCAUUGGCAUUUCCAGACCUUGACCAGCAAUUGCAGCCAUUGCCUCCAUGUCAUGCUUCCGUGGAAUCUGUACAAGUCUUCAAGGACCACUGCAAAAUGGCCAAAGAAUUCUGUGACGUUAAAAAAGAAAUGGCUUUACUGGAAGAACGCAAGAAAAAGCUGAUGGCUGAGCUGGAUGAUGAUGAAAAGGAGAACCUGGUUGCUGCUCAACUGGAAAGGGAGUUCAGGGAGCUGGCUGAAGAGAAUCAGACUCUUAUUUCGUGCCACAAUCACUACAGUGAACAGCUCGAGAUACUCAGAGUACAGAAUCAAAAACGACAGGGCUCAUCUUAACCUGCUGCUCCAUCAAUUUAAAUUUUAAGCUUCGGUCUUGAUCAGCCUGAACCAUGCAUGUUCUUAAAUGCAUUUACAAUUGAGCAUAUGAUGUGAAUGGUCUUUUCACUGCUAUUUGAGUUCCAUGCCACUGCAGUGAACAAGGGAAGAGCUGACAUGGUGCUUACAAUAAGAGAUGUUUGAUAAAUGGGACUCUGUCCCACAUUCUUCUUAUCCAGCCUUUUUUUUUCAAAACUAAUAGCAAUAUUUUAAAAUACAGGAAAGUAAUGUUUUAGCAUACAACAGUUGUCAGAUUGGGAUGUUGGUUUU
This is a messenger RNA of Polyodon spathula (Mississippi paddlefish), 1018 nucleotides long. Its product is annotated as MAP3K7 C-terminal-like protein. Gene Ontology annotation, cellular component: nucleus; cytosol. The transcript is spliced from 6 exons. Lineage: Eukaryota; Metazoa; Chordata; Actinopteri; Acipenseriformes; Polyodontidae. The record is from RefSeq and is a predicted model, not a curated record. Bases 281 to 709 code for a protein of 142 amino acids.